Messenger RNA from Nicrophorus vespilloides, 828 nucleotides. RefSeq lists its product as uncharacterized. The record is from RefSeq and is a predicted model, not a curated record. NCBI's taxonomy places the organism in Eukaryota, Metazoa, Arthropoda, Insecta, Coleoptera, Silphidae. The transcript is spliced from 4 exons. The coding region runs from base 250 to 717 and encodes 155 amino acids.
AUUUUUUUUUCUUUUUCGUAGGAUCCAUCAACGGUGGAAAAUUACAGAAACGGUUUGUUCACUUUCGAUGACGUUUCUGUUGAUUGGAUAAGCAAAGGAUUCAAAUCGUUAAUUGAAGUUUGCUUAGCUUCGCCAGGCUACGAAAAAUAUGGUUUAAAACUGAAGAAAUUCGGCGAUGGAUGCGUUAAGAAAGGGAUCGAAGCUGGAACGAAGAAGUUGAAUGGAUUCAACGUGUUGAAUCACGGCGAUAUGUGGGCGAACAACAUGCUUUUCUCGUACCACGAAAACGGCAAACUCAAAGAUCUGAAAUUCGUGGAUUUCCAACUGGUGAAAUACUCGAGCCCGGCAGUCGAUUUGCACUAUUUCAUCGCUACCAGUCCAGCAAACGAGGUCAGAGACAAAAUCGACCAACUGUUGGACACAUACUACAGCCAACUUCUGUCGACAUUAGCCGCACUGAAAUAUCCCUUGAGUGACGUUCCUACCAUGAAAGAGUUUAAAUGUGACUUCGAGGCGAGGGCGUUUUAUGGUGUUAUGGCUUCAGCAGUUGUCACUCCUCUGGUCAAAGCUUCUCAACGUAAAGACGCGACUUUCGAUGAUUUAGCGCACAACGAAGGACCAGGAAGUUUCCGAGAACAUUGCUACACCAACGAAACUUACAAGAACGUUCUCAAGCACACUCUACCAUUUUACGAUAGUCUCGGCGUGCUCGAUUAGAUCUAAAUUAGUUCAUUAGCAAACAAUUGCAAAGUAUUGUAGAUCAAUUAACGAAGCACUUCGUAUUAAAUGAUAGAAAAGACAGGAAGCAACAAGAAACAAACAAACAAA